CCCAGGGAGGAAGAAGGAGAAAACAGAAUCCAUCUCUUUCGCGUUUUUUUAGAUCUUCAAAAUCAAAUUCGCCACUCUCAUUGAUUUUUCAAUUCUCAUUUCCGGUUUAGUGAUGAAAUCGAGGAAUCUAAGACCGGUGUCGAAGUUACCGGUCAAACUAGAGAUCGUCGAGGAUUUUCUGGAAGAAGAGAACGGUCCUGCUCACAAGCGAUCUAAGCUAUGGAGCAAUGGAACAAGCGUGCCACAGAACCUAAUUGAUGAGCCAAGUCCUUUGGGACUGAGCCUAAGAAAGAGCCCAUCUUUGCAAGACCUCAUUCAGAUGAGACUUUCUCAAAGCGUUAAGAAAGAAACCAUAGCCAAUGCUUCUUCUUCUUCUUCUUCUCCUUCUCUUGUCGGAACCGUUGAGAAGCUCAAAGCUUCAAACUUUCCUGCUACCCUUCUCAGGAUUGGCCAAUGGGAGUAUAAAUCAAGGUACGAAGGUGAUCUGGUGGCGAAAUGUUACUUUGCGAAACACAAACUCGUGUGGGAAGUGCUGGAACAAGGUCUUAAGAGCAAGAUCGAGAUUCAAUGGUCAGAUAUUAUGGGUUUGAAAGCAAGUUGUCCUGAAGAUGCGCCUGGAACGUUGACCAUCGUGUUGGCAAGGCGACCGUUGUUUUUCAGGGAGACUAAUCCGCAGCCUAGGAAACAUACUUUGUGGCAAGCAACAUCAGAUUUUACUGAUGGUCAAGCCAGCAUGAACAGGCAACAUUUUCUGCAAUGUGCCCCAGGGAUACUGAACAAGCAUAUAGAGAAGCUUCUCCAGUGUGAUCAUCGCUUGUUCUGUCUAAGCCGAGAACCAUCAGAGAUACAUUUUGACUCGCUCUUCUUCGAUACGCGGCAGUCUAUAUUUGAGGAUCCUUCGGUGUCUGGAGGAUCUCAGAAUAUUGCAUCGUCUCCUGUUGGUGCUCAGUCAUCAUCAGAACAUAUGUCUCUUUCUCAUGACGCACUCUCGCCUAGCUCAGUGAUGGAUGCUCGUGCAAUCGAAGGAAGAACCUGGAAUCAGAUACAAGUCCCCCCUGGACUACUACACCAAUCUAUCUCCAUGAACGACUUUCUCGCGCUUUUGUCUGAUCAAGCUAACUGCGAGGGCAGCCCUGAGUUCGAGGACAUGAAACAGUUGCUCCUAAGUGACACGCACCCGGAGACAUCGGAUGAGAAGUCUGUGAUGUCGAAGGUGAACUCUUUCUACAACCUCUUGCAGACCGCUGCUGCGAACGAUGGGAAAGAGAUGGGACUAGAUAACAGCGACAAGAGACACAAGAAUACCGAAGAAGGCAGUAGAGUUGUUGUUGAUCAUGGUUCGAGCAGCAAGCCGCAAGGCAUGUCAAGGAAAGACUCGUUUAGUGACCUGUUGGCACACCUUCCUAGGAUCACAUCCCUGCCAAAGUUCUUGUUCGAUAUUUCAGAAGAAGACGGGUGAUGAUGCCAUAGCGACUGAGGAGCGGGUGGUCGCCAUAUAAUUGAUUAAUGUGACAACAAAAGUCCAGGAGUCUUGAACAAGUAGCUGUAUAUUAAUUUCUCUCAAUGGGUUAAAAAAACCAAGAGAACUUUGUGCUCUUGUUUGUAAAAGUGUUGAUUUGUAGGAACAUGUGUUUGGUGAUGAAUCCAUGUAAGAAGAAAGUGUUUUAUGAUGGCGUUUUUUCUAAAGCCAUUUUGUUUUGAAACAUAUAUUAAAACCUAACUGUAA
Molecule: messenger RNA, 1726 nt
Organism: Raphanus sativus (radish)
Lineage: Eukaryota; Viridiplantae; Streptophyta; Magnoliopsida; Brassicales; Brassicaceae
Exons: 6
Coding region: 113-1459 (448 amino acids)
Source: RefSeq, a predicted model, not a curated record